This is a messenger RNA of Stegostoma tigrinum, 1774 nucleotides long. RefSeq names its product SIX homeobox 6a (gene six6a). Gene Ontology annotation, biological process: regulation of transcription by RNA polymerase II; eye development. Gene Ontology annotation, molecular function: DNA-binding transcription factor activity, RNA polymerase II-specific; RNA polymerase II cis-regulatory region sequence-specific DNA binding. Gene Ontology annotation, cellular component: transcription regulator complex; nucleus. NCBI's taxonomy places the organism in Eukaryota, Metazoa, Chordata, Chondrichthyes, Orectolobiformes, Stegostomatidae. The coding region runs from base 585 to 1337 and encodes 250 amino acids. The transcript has 2 exons. The record is from RefSeq and is a predicted model, not a curated record.
CACUGCACCUAAGACUUAAAAGAACCGAGUAUUGUCACAUAAAUAUUUGAUCGAAAUAGUGUUUACGUAUGUCGUUAAUCGAUGCCUAUAUCCAAACGCAACAGCAUUGUGAUCGACAGAGCCGAUAAAAUAUCCAAUUUCCUCACGAACUUAAUUGUUUACCCACACUCAUCAUUUAAACAAAACUUUAUGUUAUCUUAGAUCGAUCGAAUAUAGAAAUGAAGAUAUGUUUGAUUUUUCCAACAAUAGUGAGGUUUUUUGGAGGUGAUAAAAUUCUUACUGUUCCUUCUGGUUAAUUGGCAAAUUUGACAGUGAUUGACAGGCAGCCAUGGCAACCAGAUACCGAAUCUGCCAAAUCCAAUAGAAAAUCAGAUGUUGGCUGAAUCUUUUCCCCCUUUUUAACAGCAUCUCAUUAUCGAAACCGCAAAGGAUCUAACCCUAGCACUUGGAGCAUCAAUUUCAUCCUUGGCGUUUGUAAACCUGACUAGAACGCACCGUCUGCAGUGCUUUGCUCGUUGGAGUUCGUUCCGUUGUCUUGGUUUUGCGUUGAUCCAGUUUUGUCUUUUUAAAAAAAGAGAGAAUCAAUGUUCCAGCUUCCAAUUCUGAAUUUCAGCCCUCAGCAGGUGGCGGGGGUAUGUGAGACGUUGGAGGAGAGCGGAGACAUUGAGCGGCUUGGUCGCUUCCUCUGGUCACUGCCAGUGGCCCCAGCAGCAUGUGAGGCACUCAACAAAAACGAGUCCGUCCUCAGAGCUAGGGCUAUCGUGGCAUUCCACACGGGCAACUUCCGAGAGCUGUAUCAUAUCUUGGAGAAUCACAAGUUCACCAAGGAGUCACACGGCAAGUUGCAAGCCCUUUGGCUAGAAGCACACUAUCAGGAAGCAGAGAAGCUAAGAGGUCGACCGUUGGGUCCAGUGGACAAGUACAGAGUUCGAAAGAAGUUUCCCCUGCCCAGGACCAUCUGGGACGGAGAACAAAAGACUCAUUGCUUCAAGGAGAGAACGAGGCAUUUAUUGAGGGAGUGGUAUCUGCAGGACCCCUAUCCAAAUCCCAGCAAAAAACGAGAGUUAGCCCAAGCCACUGGACUUACACCAACACAAGUAGGUAACUGGUUUAAGAACCGGAGGCAAAGGGACAGAGCAGCGGCAGCUAAAAACAGGCUGCAGCAGCAGAUUCUGUCACAGGCGUCCGUGCGUUCGUUGAGUGAGGAAGACGCUGCUGUGGAACCACUGGUUGGCGCUUCAAGCCCCGCCGCCAGCUUGUGCAGCGUCUCGGAAAGGAGCAAAGCGGCCACUUCGGCUAUCUCCAUCACAUCGAGCGACAGUGACUGCGACAUCUGAGAAGAGAACCCGGAGCUUGAGGGUACUUCAGAUUUCAGCACAAUGAGUCCAGUGAACCCAAGCGGAGGACCCCAGUUGCCAGGUCCUUGCAUCAUCCAUUUAGGAAUGGUUUAUUCUGCAUUCACAGCGGAAGGCUUAGCGACCAAUGGUCUUUAAGAUAAAAUAAAACUUGUGAUUACCUUUAUUUGAAGGAUACGUAUAGAAAAUAAAUUACCGAAGUGAUGCCUCGACUACCAUUUCUGCCAAGCUGCAACAUUUUGAGCACCUACCCUGUAACUUCGUGGGUAUUUCAUGUUGAAAGAAGGUGUUAUAUUUUUACUUUACUUUAAAGUUUAUAUAUACAUAUAUGUUUGUUUAUCUAUUUAAAAGAAUUGUUUUGUUAGCUUUUUGCAUUCUUUGUAAGAUCAUUUGUGCACAGACUAUUUGUAGAGUAUUGU